CUCCAGCCUGGAAUCGCUCGUCUUGUGUUGUAUAAGAUGGUCAACAAAUACCUCCAUGAAAGGCCAGAUACAAGGAACUACCCGGCUGUUCUAUGGCGACAUUCGCGAGAUCACUACUGCUGAGCUUCGCUUGCCUUGCAGCGUGUCGAGCUUCGACGCUGCCUCCUGAAGAGAAGCCCAUCGUUCUGAGAAAUUACGACUAUGUUGUUGUUGGCAGCGGUCCAGGCGGCGCACCUCUCGCUGCCCGCCUUGGUCUGGCAGGGUAUAAAGUGCUCGUCAUUGAAGCUGGAGUCGACAUUGCGGCAACCGAUUACAAUGCAACUGUGCCAUUAUUUAACGGGAAAGCUAGUGAAGACCCAAAGAUGGCUUGGGACUUUUUUGUGAAACAUUACGAUGAUGAAGAACGGAACGCCAAAGACGCAAAGUACUAUACCUCUGCACCCAAUGGAACUCUACAGUUGGGCGUAAGCCCAGGUUCUACGCCCAAGGGUUUCCUCUACCCCCGCACUGCAGCUGUUGGUGGCUGUGUCAAUCACAACGCCCUCAUCAUGAUGUAUCCAGUUGAUGAGGACUGGUCGAAGAUCGCGAACCUCACAUCCGAUGCAGGCUGGGCGCCAGGAAGAAUGCGAGAAUAUUGGUUGAAGAUGGAGAACUGCCAGUAUCUCUCCAGAGGCUCGCCUCACCACGGCUUCGACGGAUGGAUGUCGAUGAACCGAGCUGAGGAGCAGUUCUUCUUCCGCGAUGAUCAGUGCUACAAUAUGGUGAAGGCUGCUGCUGAACUCAACGGACAAUCGAUUGUCUCGAAACAGGAUCUUAUCGACAAGCUUCAAGGUGACAUGAACGCCCCAUCGCCAGCAAAUCUGGAUGGAUUAUACAACACACCAUUGAACAUGGAUCGCUACAAACGUAGCUCACCUCGGGACUUCCUAGUGAAUACUGCGCAGUUGCUUGCAAACCAGGAGAAAGUUGGCAGGAUCGACAUCAAGACUAACUGUCUCGCCACCAAAAUUGUGUUUCAAAAAGGUACAAAACGUGCAAUUGGGGUAGAAUUCCUAUAUGGCGAAAGCCUGUAUCGAGCGGAUCCGAGGUGGCAGGAGAGCCAUUUCGGUGUCAAGGGCAUAGCGUAUGCUAAAAAAGAGAUAAUCGUUGCUGGUGGAGCCUUCAACACGCCUCAGUUGCUGAAGCUCAGCGGCAUCGGGCCGGCGAGUGAAUUGAAGUCGCUCGAUAUCCCUGUCAUUGUCGACCUGCCAGGUGUAGGUGAGAACCUUCAGGAUCGAUACGAGAAUUCUGUGAUCGUAAAUCUGACGACGCCGUUCACGAUCUGGCAGAACUGUACACUCGGUGUUAGUGCAAAUGAUCCGUGUCUACAAGCAUGGAACGACCUAAAGAGCAAUGCAUCCCGCUACUCAACAAACGGACGGCCCGUUUCCAUUCCAAGACGCUCAACUGUAGCUCUUGGCCCUGAAAAUGAUCUUAUCAUCUCAGGCCGGCCCGGCUACUUUGCAGGAUACUUCCGUGGCUACUCAACCAUCGGUGCUCGCUUUCCUAACAGUUGGACCUGGCCGGUCCUUAAAGCGCGGACGAAAAAUCGUGGAGGUGUCGUAAAACUGCGAAGUACAGAUCCAAGAGACGUACCAGACAUCAACUUUCGAUACUUUGAUGCGGGAACUGGGGAUUGGCAGUACGACCUUGCCGCUGUAGUUGAAGGGAUGCAGUACGCGCGAUCAAUAAUUCAGCGCUACGCUAACGAUACGGGCACGAAUGUAGCAGAGAUCAUUCCAGGGUCAGAGUAUAAGACUUCGGAGGAUCUGGCCGAGUGGGUCAAAGAUACGAGCUGGGGUCAUCAUGCCUGCUGCACCGCAAAAAUCGGCGGCCCUGACGAUCGACUGGCCGUGCUGGACUCCAAGUUUAGGGUAAAGGGUACGAGGGGCCUGCGGGUGGUGGACGCAUCUGUAUUUCCUGAAAUCCCAGGUUACUAUAUCCAGCUCCCUGUCAUGAUGAUUAGCGAGAAGGCGGCAGUGGAUAUCCUUAAAGACUCCAAAACUUACGAACGUUGAAGUUCAUUGUGGGUGUCACUCGGGACCAAAUGAAAAAAGACGACGAAACUACAAAAAGUAAAAACAUAGCGCAGAAAUUGUUCUUCCGAAGAUAGAUUUUGGCUCAACAGCUGGCCAAAGGGACUGACCCGAGAAAUUGACCAGAAAGCGGGACAUGAUUACAAGAAACAAUUAGUGUAACAAAGCAGCAGUUCAGUCGGUAAUAGAAGCA
Molecule: messenger RNA, 2268 nt
Organism: Boeremia exigua
Lineage: Eukaryota; Fungi; Ascomycota; Dothideomycetes; Pleosporales; Didymellaceae
Product: alcohol dehydrogenase
Exons: 4
Coding region: 93-2057 (654 amino acids)
Molecular function (GO): flavin adenine dinucleotide binding; oxidoreductase activity, acting on CH-OH group of donors
Source: RefSeq, a predicted model, not a curated record